This is a messenger RNA of Alosa alosa (allis shad), 4249 nucleotides long. RefSeq names its product mastermind-like protein 2. Gene Ontology annotation, cellular component: nucleoplasm; nuclear speck. Gene Ontology annotation, biological process: Notch signaling pathway; positive regulation of transcription of Notch receptor target. The record is from RefSeq and is a predicted model, not a curated record. Gene Ontology annotation, molecular function: transcription coactivator activity. The transcript has 4 exons. The coding region runs from base 776 to 3532 and encodes 918 amino acids. NCBI's taxonomy places the organism in Eukaryota, Metazoa, Chordata, Actinopteri, Clupeiformes, Clupeidae.
UCCACAAAUGCCAUUCUGCUGCCUCCGGUUUAGUCUGGUGCGCUGGGAGACAACUGAGUACUUCUGGGCUGCUUGGAUUAGCGUGUGUUUGUGCGCGCAUCCACUCCGAACACCUCUUUGAAUUUAUUUUGCAUUUCUUUUUAAAUGGCGGUCGACAAGACAUGUACAAUAGCCUACCUCUUUCCAUGUGGAUUGGAGCACAGUGAAAGGAAACGCGAGAUAAGGUAACGGGUCUCGGGAAGUUUGUUGGAUCUGCUACUGUGAAUGGAUUAUUCUAAACACUGGCUUUCAUUUAAAUAAUGGCGUUACAAUUCACGGAUUAUCUGGCGGUACAGAUAUUUUGUUCACGAUCAUGAUAAAUAAGCCUCUGCUCAAUCAUUCCCUCAAUCAACACCCUAGGCUACUGGUACAGCCUGUUAAAUACUUGUCAUUACGCCUCUUACAGAAGCAUAUUCAUGUAGCUUGCAUGAUGGAAUUUUAGGUAGGAAGAGAGCGAAGUGGAUUGUAAGGCCCGGGAUGAUUAAUUUCUCACGGAAACUGUGUCGCAUCAUACUGCAUUCCAACGGAAUUAAAAGUUCUCGAGGGUGUGUUAAAUAUUUGAACUAAUAGAUGUCUUCAACUUUUUGGUAAAACAAAUAAGAGUUGCAGUAUUAAGUCAACGCAAUUGCCUUUAAAUUCACGGGUUUGUCUUGAAAACUAAUUUCAACAAUCGGACAAAGGUUGUUCGAUUACGCGCAAAACUUUUAAUCUGCCGCACUAAGGGAUUAAGAUUGUAAUGGGAGAAGCAGCCCCAGCUCAGCCUGCGGUAGGUGGAUUUGUGUCCAUGUUAGGUGUUGGCAUGGUAGGCUCCAUGCCAGGUCGUGUCAGCGGGCCUCUUGCGGCCUCCAGAGGGUCCGCUGUCCCGCAACUCCACAGUGCCAUCGUUGAGCGGUUGCGUGCCCGCAUCGAGCUGUGUCGACGGCAUCACUCCACCUGCGAGAGCCGCUAUCAGAGAGGUCAGGCGGAGAGCUCGGACCGUGAACACGAGAACACCUUGCAUCUCCUCAACCUCGUGCAACAGAGUACGGGCAACAGGAAAAUCAGGGGCAGCCGGUCGGUGGGGCAGCAGUCAACGGCAGACUUCAACCGGCUGAACGGCGAACAGAGAGGCCAACAUUCUGACACAGAGCCAAAGGUUGUAACACGAAACCUUGUCCAUGGGUCAUUGAGAAGAAAGAUUGAAGGACACCCUUCUGGUUUUAAGAAAAAUGGCGUAUCUUGUGGGACUUCCGGAGGGGACUUCAAACGCCUCCGUGUGGAUCCAGGAAGUCUUCAGGCUGGGCCCUGUGCUCUUGGGCCCAGCAGGGGUCAGAAUAAUCACCCAGGCUCAGCCUCCAUGGGCCACCACGCUCUGCACUCCCUGAUGCCCCACAGCUUGGGCAGCGACCUCUUCAACAAAACCCUCAGGGAGAUGAAGAAGGAGUGUGUGGAGGUGCAGACCUGUGGCCAGGCCUCAGCAGACGUUAGCAUGAUUGGCUUCGACUUCCAUGAUGAAGGGGGAGGCCAGAUCGACCCUGAGCUCCAGGAGCUCUUUGACGAGCUGACCAAAUCCGUGCCCUCCUUGAAUGACCUGGAGUUUGAGAAGAUCCUCAAGCAUGAUGACACCUUUAAUCUGGAGUUGGGGCGUCCCAGCUCAGCAGGUUCGACCAAUCCUUGUCCCCUCUUAGAUAAACCAAUCAAGACAGAGUACUCGCCCGACUUUGGCCAGGUGUCUAAGGGCUCCCCACAGCUCAGGCCUGCCUCAGCUGGCCCAUCGUUCUCCAUGGACGGUUCGGUACAGAUAAGUCAUGGUCAUACAUCUCAGGGCUCUGCUGGCCUCUCCAGAACCAUAGCGGGCUGGCCAGAGCUCUCUCAUGCUGAGCAGCUCAAACAGAUGGCAGCAAACCAGCUGCAGCCCAGUGUCCUGCUCCACCACCCCCAGCAAGGGCACCCGCAUCAGAACCACCAGGCCAGCUGGUCCCUGGGCCUGGGCCCUCACUCUGCAGGGGGCUUCCCCUCUGGAGAUAAACUACCUGGGGUCUCCACAAUGUGCUCCACACAGCACAACAGCCCUCUCGGCAUCAAGCAGAACAAGGGCAGAAAUAACUGCCUCUUCAAGCGCAAUGGAUUCAACAAUUCUAACUAUACAGACCUCAAGGUCCUCAACAGCAAGCCCAUGCUGCAGUUCACUCCUAAGGCUGGAACCUCUAUUGGGCAACAGGGCUCCCUCAUGUCUUUGCCUCAGGGUAAGGCCACCUCACAACAACAACAACAAAAACAACAACAACAGCAGCAGCAGCAGCAGCAGCAGCAGCAGGAGCAACAAGCAAACAAAAACCACAGUCAGCACCAGAACCAGGCCCAUAGCGGACUUCAUUUCCAGAACCAGCAGGUACCCACGGCUGGAUCACAGUGCCUCCUGACCAAAGGAAUGCCUCCGAGAUCGUGUCUCAACCAGCACGGGCCGGGGAUGCAUCUCAAAAUGAGUCAGCAACAAGCGGAUAAAGUCGGUCCCCAAGACCAGUUCAGUCAUCAUCUCACAAGGCCUCCCCCUGAUUAUGAGCAGGCCAGAAUCGCUGCAGGAGGACAGCACUCAAUGAUAUACACAGGAAUUAAUUCCUCGCAACCUGUUGCAAAGACCAGCCCAGACCAGAGUGAGCUGCAGGCCAUGCCCUGCCCCCUGCCAAACAGCCAGGCCUCUAAGAUCAUGCCCACUUCCAGUGACACCUUCACAAGCGGACAGGACCCCCGUCAAGGCUCCUGUGUCCAACCGUGUGUGGGCCCGCUGAGAGAACAGCAGCACCAGCACCCGUUCAACAGCAGCAACGACAGCAGAAUGGGGGGAUUACAUCCAAACAAACUGCCACCGUUCCAGGGAGCUAACGCUCAGAGCUUUGCCUCCAACUCUGUCACAAACAUCCAAGCACGUGUCAGGACUGCGGUGAGUCAGCACAGGCUGCUGGGACCAGGGCUACGUGGCUCCCCUGGUGGUGCCAGUAUGGAGGCAGGCAUGAGUUGGGCCCAGGGACACAAACAGACUGGGCUGGACCUGAAGAGGAGACCAGGAUCCGCGGGAUCCCCUGGCUCACAGCCCGACUUGGGUGGGCACCACCAUUUCCCACAGACUUCGAUUGGACCCCCCAAUCAAGUGGCACCACAUGGGGGAAUGCCACCCCUCAACCCUGCCAACCUUAGGGGGCCAACCACAAGAACGUGUCCACCACAGACCCAACCCCGGGUGCCCACACCUUCCACCAAUCUGAAUCCAGGCUCUAUAUCCGAGUCAGUUUGCACUGGUCCGUUCCCCCCACCCAGCCUGAGAGGGUAUCAGCAGAACAACAGCAGUAGUCGCCCAGGCCAACACACAUUUGACUUUCUGCCCGAGGGGGACAACACCGUGCCGGGGGUGAACACCGACUCCGAUUUUAUUGACUCGCUCUUGAAAUCAGGCACAGGAAAUGAUGACUGGAUGAAGGACAUUAACCUGGAAGAGAUUCUUGGUGGAAACUCUUAAAGUGGCUCUCUGCAACCAGGGAGCCACUGAUUAAUCAUGAAAGGAUUCCAGAGGUUGGAAUUUCUGAUCAAAUUGACUGCAUAUAACGUAUACAUGAUGGUUAUUACUAAUACUAAAUAUGAAAAUGUUUGUAUAUGCAAAAUUAUAAUUACAUUUUACGUCUAAAAAGAAUGUGUUAGAAAGUCCAUGUUGUUUUCUCCAAGCAUGUUUUAUAUGGAGCAUUUCUUAACAUUUUGUGACGUGUGUAUACCAGUGCAUACCAGUGCUAUAACAGUCAGUCAUUAUGUUGUAGAAACUGUAGAGGUCAUUUAUUUAAACAUCUACAAUGGGUUGUGUUCAUAUGAUGGGCCCCAGUGAUAAAUAUAUGAAUGAUAUUGUAUCACAGUUUGCAUUUUCUAUAGCCUCAUACCUUAAGCUUUUUAGUACUGAAGUUAUAAUCUGGUUCAAUAAUUCAUCCCAAAUCUGUAGACAUUAAAACAAAUCUUUGGCUUUCAGCUUCUGGUAUCAAGGCUCGCAAGUUAGCUAUUCUGUAAUAAAUAUAUUUGGAUGGGUUGUCUCACUAAUACAUUUGUAACCAAUUUAUAUUUUGAAUCCGAUAAUGAAAUAUUUUGUAGGAAACUUUAUCUGAUGUUGAUGUCCAAGAUACACGCCUCCAUUGUCAAUUACACCUUUGUAUACUGGUAAUAACCUGUAACAUAAAAAGCAAUGUUGAUUAUA